This is a messenger RNA of Lodderomyces orthopsilosis Co 90-125, 960 nucleotides long. RefSeq lists its product as uncharacterized. The record is from RefSeq and is a predicted model, not a curated record. NCBI's taxonomy places the organism in Eukaryota, Fungi, Ascomycota, Pichiomycetes, Serinales, Debaryomycetaceae. The transcript has a single exon. The coding region runs from base 1 to 960 and encodes 319 amino acids. Gene Ontology annotation, biological process: protein processing; SREBP signaling pathway. Gene Ontology annotation, cellular component: Dsc E3 ubiquitin ligase complex.
AUGCAUCCAAUCAAUCUUGAACAAGAACUACAAAACUUUCAACACCAAAAAUGCCCUACAUUAGAACAAACGAUAAUAAAUAAUCAACAAGUACUAUCCAAAAGGAAAAAAUUCUUCACCACGGACCUAAAACAAUCAUUUCAACUAAUUGAAAUUGUGAUAAUCGUCAUUAUCUACCUACGAGAUUUAUCAUUUUUCAAAUUGUUCCUCCGAAGUACCAUCCAUUUUGCUAUACUAAACAUCAACCCCGAUUAUGUCAGUCGAUAUUACAACUUUUCUACUCACCAUGUGAAAACUAUGAUCAAGAUGAGUUUUCGUGGUGUCGUAUUUAUGAAUGCUUAUUGUUUUUUGACGCAUUUGAUAUUUGGUGUUUAUUCAAAGAGUCCAAGUAGUAGUGGGCGUAGUGGGGACGAAGCGGUUGGGUAUUUGUAUGGUGGAUUGACGGUGCAGUUUAUUGGGGAGAGGUUGCCUUUUAAUCGAUUGGAGUUGAUGGUGUUGGAUUUUGUCGUGUUUGGAUUACAGAUGAUUCUUUUGUAUUUGCAUGGUGUUGUGGGUAAUGAAGAUGUGUUUGAGGAGGAAGAGGAGGAAGGAGAAGAAGAGGGUGAACCAGUGGAGGAGAAUUCAGCUAGAGUAAGUGAAGGGAGGGCGUCACGUGGUGUUGGAGAAGUGUUACUGCUGGUGCUGCUGGUGCUGCUGACGCUACAAAGUGGCGCCGAAGAUAUACCAUUGAGUGAGCUAUUAAGCAAUGGUGCUCACAAUGAAGAGAUUAUAGAUAAAGCCCGUAUUGAAGGCGAUGGAUAUAAUGGAAAUGUUCAAUUACUAACUAUUGAUUUGUUUGAUGGUAUUAAGAAAAUGAUGAAACUAAAGGUCAAUAUACAAAAUUCUGGAGAGAGUAGUGGAUUAUCGACAUCUUCUUCGACUUUGCCUGGUGCGUUUCCGAGAGUGUCUAGCUUAGUAUGA